GUGACGGAGGGAAAUAAUGGUGUGAGUGUUGGAGGAGGAGAGGCAAGGUUUACUGCCGUUUGCUUUUGAAGGCUAUACACCCGGUCUCUAAAGUGGUUGCUUGCCUCCCUGACUAAUCAGCAAAUGAAAGGCACAUUCCUGGCACUUGCAAAUGCUUCAACACAAAGAUGAAUUGCCUCCUUGCAGGACCAGCUUGCUUUUUUUUCUCUCCCGAUGAGCUCUAGGUUUUUCUCAGAGAGCCCCAUUUGCACUGGACUUGGCUUGAGUUGCCUGCAUUACAAUCAACAGUGGCUGACUCAUGCGAGACAAAAGUUCUUCAUUGACUGCCAAGUACUUCUCACAGGGCGCAAGAGCUGCUGAUCAGAAGAAAAAAUAAAUUCCACCAGGAAUAAUUUUGAGAUAGGUGUUCAGUCCGGACGUUUUUUGGGAGAUCUGGGACUUUUCAGUUGAGUGACUUUCGAAAGCGGAAAGUUCUAUACAAAAAAUAAUUCACAGAGAAGGUUCAAACCAAUUCUGCCUGUACGAGUUUCAUGUAUGGACAGGGACAGAGUGCUGCACUUCCUAUUGAAGAAAUAAAAGGCGUCAAACUGACUUUCAGUCGGCGACAGAAGAAAAAGACCAUCUGCGUUCUAUCAGAGUUGUGCAGCUUGCUGUUUCGAUAUAGAGCGACUGGCCUUCACAGGUCUGCCCCAGCUGUUCCAUACGUGCAAAGCAUUCCUCCCUCGAUGGGGAUGUUAAACCACUGCAGCUGGUGGACCUGUCUAAUGGGAUGUGCUCUGGUGGAUUGCUGGCUGAUCACCCUUGUCUAUUCAGAGCAACAUCGAGCCGAGACUCAACAUCCCCGAAUCCAUCGUGUGAAGCGCAACUGGGUGUGGAACCAGUUCUUUGUGGUUGAAGAGAACAACGAAGAUGAACCACUCCGCAUCGGGAAGAUACACUCCGACUCGGAUAUGGGCAAUGGGACGUUGAGGUACACGUUGAGCGGUGAGGGAGCUGGCACCAUAUUCACCAUCAAUGAGGAUAAGGGAGACAUCUACGUCAUGAAGAAGCUAGACCGAGAGGAGAAGCCGUCCUACACACUCCGUGCACAAGUGGUGAACAGAGCUACCAAGCAGUACGCUGAGCCCGAGUCAGAGUUCAACAUUAAGGUCCAAGACAUCAACGACAAUGAACCCAUGUUUCUAGACGGGCCGUAUGUCGCCACCGUCCCUGAGAUGUCGCCUGAUGGGACCUCCGUUACCCAAGUAACAGCUACAGAUGCUGACGACCCCUCAUAUGGGAGCCAUGCCAGGAUUGUGUACCGCAUCCUUCAAGGACAACCAUACUUUCUGGUCGAACCAACUACAGGAAUUAUUCGAGUAGCUAUGCCGAAUAUGGACAGAUUAGUCAAAGAGCAUCACCUGGUUAUUGUUGAAGCAAAGGACAUGGCUGGACUGACAGGUGGUUUCUCAGGGACAACUACGGUGACCAUCACCUUGUCUGACGUGAAUGACAAUGGGCCAAAGUUUCAACACAAGUUGUACCACUUUACGUUGCUGGAAUCCACCGACAUAGGGACCACAGUGGGGAGAGUGCUGGCCACAGAUGCCGACACUGGACAAAAUGCAGAAAUGGCCUUCAGUGUAGAAGGCAGUGAUGGCUCAGAUUCAUUCAACAUAGUUGCAGAUGGCCAGACCCAGGAAGGUGUCAUCAUUCUGAAGAAGGCUCUGGACUACGAGAGCAAAAGGUGGUUUAGCCUCAGGGUGCAGGCAAUCAACAAACACAUCGAUCCGAGGUUUCUGCAGCUGGGGCCGUUUAAAGAUGGGACCAACGUGAAGAUCAGUGUGCUGGAUGUGGACGAGCCACCGCUAUUUCUCUCUCCCACCUACACCUUCAGGAUUCAGGAGAAUCGAGAGCCCGGAGCCCCUGUGGGAAAGGUCUCUGCCAGGGACCCUGAUGCAGCAAGCAAUUCAAUCAGGUAUUCCAUCGAUCGUGGGACAGGCAUGGACAGUACUUUCCUCAUUGAUACCUUCAAUGGCACCAUCACAACCUCCCAAUCCCUGGACCGAGAGGAGGUCGCCUGGUACAAUUUAUCCAUCUUGGCUGCAGAAGUAGGUGAUUCAGAGAAGGUUACAUCCGUCUUGGUGCAAAUCGGCGUCCUGGAUAAGAAUGAUCACCCUCCCGUGUUUCCCAUUCCCUACGAAACGUUUGUAUGUGAAAAUGCAAAGUACGGACAGCUCAUUCAGACCAUCAGUGCGGUGGACAAAGAUGACCCACUGGAGGGACAAUAUUUCCACUUCACACUGGCGGCAGAUGUAGGCAGUAAUCCCAAUUUCACCAUUAGCGAUAAUCAAGAUAACAGCGCCUCUAUCCUGACACGGACUGUUGGAUUUAAUCGUCGAGAGCAGGCGGUUCACUUGCUGCCCAUCGUGAUAGAGGACAGUGGGGAUCCAUCCCUCAGCAGCACCAACACGCUGACUGUCCUCGUGUGUAAAUGCAGCAACAAUGGGGUUGGGCAACUGUGCAACACCGAUGCAUUCCUGCUGCCCGCUGGCCUCAGCACGGGGGCCCUCAUCGCGGUGGUCGUCUGCAUUCUGAUGAUACUAGCCAUUGUCCUCCUCCUUCUCAUCCUGCGACAGCACAGGAAGGAGCCCGACUGCACGGAUGAUGUGGAUGACGUGCGUGAGAACAUCGUCAGGUAUGACGACGAAGGGGGCGGCGAGGAGGACACCCGGGCCUUCAACAUGGCUGCCCUGAGGGGGCCUGACGCCAGGGGCGGGCCCAAGGUACGCGUGGAUGUCGCGGCGGGAGUCCGGUCGGCAUACAGGCGGUCGCUCGGGACGGGCCCGGACGCGGCCAUCUUCCGAGAGUUCAUCAGGGACAGGUUGCGGGAAACCGACACAGAUCCCUCCGCCCUCCCCUUCGACUCCCUGCAGACCUACGCCUUUGAGGGCAGCGGCUCCGUGGCAAGCUCCCUGAGCUCCAUGUCCUCUCUAGCCUCCAUUUCACACCUAUCUUACGAUCAUCUCAGAGACUGGGGACCACACUUCUACAAGCUGGCAGAACUGUACGGGAAUUGUGAGCCAGUUUCAUGAGUGGGGCGACAAGUAUUAAAUAUCUCGGUGAAAGUCCUCCUGAUACCCUGGUGCCUCUGAAAUCAUCACGUCCACCUACAAAGCCCCUAGGAAUCCUCAGCCAAUCCCCACAUUCUCCAAGGACAAAACACAAUUCUGCUCCAUUCUAUAAUCAGAAGAUUACUCCAUCUUAAAACAUUUUGAACCUGUAAUACUUGGUGUAAUCCAGAAGGCAAAGGAAAAAUCAUCGCGACCACCAACUAGGCUAAUGUGCCCUGCAGUUGGAUCUACAUAGAACAUAGAACAGUACAGCACAGGAGCAGGCCCACAAUGUCCGUGCUGAACACGAUGCCAAGAUCGCACCCAAGAACUAAUCUCAUCUGCCUGUAAGCAAUCCAUAUCCCUCCAUUACCUGCAUAUCCACAGGACCCAUGGAGAAUGUGGAUCUGGUGACUCAUGCUCUCACCUGACAAAGACUUGGGACAUUGCAAACUAAAGACAGAAUGAAGCGAUUCAUUUCACAUUCUGUUCCAUUAUUGAAUUUGUUGGCAUAAAGUCUUGACCAUCAA
Messenger RNA from Amblyraja radiata (thorny skate), 3622 nucleotides. RefSeq names its product cadherin-7-like. NCBI's taxonomy places the organism in Eukaryota, Metazoa, Chordata, Chondrichthyes, Rajiformes, Rajidae. The transcript has 12 exons. Gene Ontology annotation, cellular component: plasma membrane; catenin complex; adherens junction. The record is from RefSeq and is a predicted model, not a curated record. Bases 531 to 3074 code for a protein of 847 amino acids. Gene Ontology annotation, molecular function: cadherin binding; beta-catenin binding; calcium ion binding. Gene Ontology annotation, biological process: adherens junction organization; multicellular organism development; calcium-dependent cell-cell adhesion.